CACUCCUUUCUGAUUUCCGACCUCUGGGUCUCUUCCCCUCCACUUUCCCUCGUCUUCUCCGGCGAUUAUUGGCCGGAUCCCGGCUAAAGUUCCCUUUUUUCUAUCCUCCCUCCUUAUUAUUCAUUAAAGUUUGUUUUUUUUACAAUCUAUUUUUUCUGGCUUGAUGGAUAUAGAGGUCGCUGAGGUUGAAGUGGAUGAGCUGCCAUGUCCUCGCGACCUCCUCCGGCGACUUGCCGGAACAAGCUGUAGUGAGAAACAUCCGCUCCCGUUGUCAGAUUCUGUUUUGUUAUCCACGUCAGCUUCUAGUGAGAUGGAUCUCUGCCUCGGUCUCUCACUUGGCGGAUGCUUCGCCGUGGGACAGAGUGAGAAAAGGCUUGUUCGGUCUUCUUCCAUCGCGGCGCUCUCCAUCUUUCCGACGGAGAAGGACUUCCCACCUCCUGCUGCGUCGCUAGCGAGGACAUGUUCGCUGCCGGUCGAAGCGGAUGAAGAUAAUCGGAAG
This is a messenger RNA of Phalaenopsis equestris, 499 nucleotides long. Its product is annotated as ninja-family protein 3-like. The annotation marks the transcript as partial. The transcript has a single exon. The record is from RefSeq and is a predicted model, not a curated record. NCBI's taxonomy places the organism in Eukaryota, Viridiplantae, Streptophyta, Magnoliopsida, Asparagales, Orchidaceae.